Pyrgilauda ruficollis (rufous-necked snowfinch) is the source of this 3621-nucleotide messenger RNA. Its product is annotated as zinc finger protein 638-like. The record is from RefSeq and is a predicted model, not a curated record. Gene Ontology annotation, cellular component: nucleus. The transcript has 13 exons. Gene Ontology annotation, biological process: regulation of RNA splicing. Gene Ontology annotation, molecular function: mRNA binding. Lineage: Eukaryota; Metazoa; Chordata; Aves; Passeriformes; Passeridae. The coding region runs from base 235 to 3216 and encodes 993 amino acids.
AGCGGGGGGCUCGGCUGUGCACGCGCGCUUUUGGGGUCACCGGGGGAAUGCGGCCAACCCCGCCCCCCAAUAACGGUGAGACCCUUUUUUGGGGGAUCCCAUCCCCGCAGCCCCGUGCCCGGAGCCCCCCCGGCUGCUCCAGCGCCGCCUCCGCGCGGUGACGAUCCCGAUCCCACGUUCCCGGAAGAUCCCAAGGAUCCCAAGGAUCCCAAAGAUCCCGAUCCCAAUCCCGCGAUGCCGGCGGGCGGCGGCGCCUCCUCCGCGCCCCCCCAAAACCGGGGUCCCCGGCCCCCCUCGACCCCCCUGGACCCCCUCGGACGCUUUGUGUUGUUCUUGGAAAGUUUCGCACCACUUGUGAAUUCCCUGAACCUUGGCCUUGCCAGCCCCCUUGUGUUGGGCCCUCCUCCUUUUCAGCUUGCCCAAAUUAAGACCCACUUGGCUCUCCAGCACUUGGCUGCCAGCGGCGGGCGGGCACCUCCCCACGCUGGCGCCCGCCAGGCAUUGCUGAAAGACGCAAUGUUUAGCCCCAGAGGAACCUUGCCCCCGAGGCCCAGAGGACCCAACCCUUCGGGCAGCAAACCCCCGGGAGGUUUUGGGGCCGGAGGCGCGGCGGGGCCGCCCAGGAAAGCCGCACCCGCGACGCCCCAAGGAGCGCCCCAGAGAUUCUCGGGGCAGGAUGCGCUGCAGUGGACGGGUUCGCAGAGGAUCAACGUCCGCGUCACGCUGCACAGGGCCGAUCCCAGGAAAGUCAAGGAGAAGACCGGCCUGCACCAGGAGCAGAAGGGAGACCCACGCACCAGUCGCUGGGAUGGCGGCCCCGGCACCGCCGGGCCAAAGCCGCCCGGCCCGGCGCCGGUCUUGGAGCAGAACUCCAACCCCCAGAACCGCUACACGCCUGAAAGCGCCUCCAGCAUUUUAGCGAGCUUCGGGCUGUCCAACGAAGACCUGGAGGAGCUGAGCCGCUACCCCGAUGACCAGCUGACGCCCGAGAACAUGCCGCGGAUCCUGCGGGAGAUCCGCAUCCGGAAGAUGGGCCACGCCGUGUCCGGGCUGCACGCUCCGAGCCGGGGGGAGGAGCCGGUGGGCGAGAGCAGCGGCGCCACCGUCAAGAGCAAAGUGAUCGACUACGGCCACGCCAGCAAGUACGGCUACACCGAGGACCCGCUGGAGAUCCGCACCUACAACCCCGAGGCGCUGCCCGAGGAACCGCUGGAAGCGCGCGUCUACAAUCCCGAAAGCUCGAGCACGGAGAUCCGGGAAGAAUUCCAGCGGGAGCAGAGCGUGCCGGUGGCCGUCCCACCGCCCAGCGUGUCGUGCAACCCCGUGUUCCCGGCCGAAGACCUCAUCAAGCUGCCGGCUUUCCCCACUGACUCCUCUCCCACUCCAUCGUUUUUCCCGGCCGAGCCGCCGGCCAAGGUGCCGGUGCUGUGCAGCAGUGCGCCCGCCGCGCUGCCGGUGGUGAAGCCGGUGUCCCAGCCGCCCAUGCCGCCGGUGCUGCCGCCCAUACUGCCGGCGCUGCUGCCCACGCCGCUGCCGCAGCCCAUGCUGCCCCCGGUGAUGCCGCCGCUGGUCCAGCCGCCCGUGUCCCAGCACGUGUUGCCGCCCUUGACGCCGCCGCCCUUCUCGGCCGGGCUCCUGGCCGCCAUCAGCCAACACGAGCAGAAGCAGCGCGACGCUGGCAGCGCCCAUCCCGGGCCCAGCACUGCCGGCGGGACCUCGGCGGGACACAAACCCUACCACAAACCCUUCCACCCACCAGCACAGGAGCCCAUCAAAUCCCCGUUCGGGGUGGUGAAGGCGUCCUGGCUGCCCGUGUUCCCGGACCAGAAGAGCAAACGCCUGCCCACCCCGUCCAUGAUGAACGACUACUAUGCCACGUCGCCGCGAAUAUUCCCACAUUUGUGUUCUCUGUGUAACCUUGAAUGCACUCAUAUGAAGGAUUGGAUCCUGCACCAGAACAACCCCGCCCACCUCGAGAGCUGCCGCAGGCUGCGCCAACAAUAUCCCGAGUGGAAUCCUGAGGCUCACUCCUCCAGCAGUUCUUUCUCACUUCUUCCUUUCCCCAUAAAUCCCACAUCUCCCUUUUCCCAAACUCGGCCCCGCUCCCGAUCCCGCUCCCGCUCCCCGCAGCGGCCCCGCGCCUUCCCGAGGGGCAGCCCCCGGCCGCGGAGAUCGCCCAGCGCCGAGCGCGCCCGCCGCUCCAGCCGCUCCGAAGCCAGGAAAGCCGCUCUGGAGGCCGUGAUGAAAACGCUGGGGCCGGGAUUCCUGGCCGAAUUCCAGAAGCACAAAUCCCUGCAGGCGGCGGUUCAGGAGUCCCUGAGCUCCGGGAAACCCCACGGAAUUCCCAAGAAAACCUCCAGGAGCAUCCCGAAAAAUCCCCGGAAAGAGGGAGGGGCGGGACCCAGCUCUGCCCCGGAAGGCCAAGGGGCGACCCUGAAAAAAGAGAGGGAAGAGGAGGAGGAAUCGUCCGGGAAGAGUCAGCCCUACAACAGGCUGCUGAGGGAGGAGCUGCUGAGCUGUGGGACCGUGCUGCAGAUCUCGGAGCUGCCGGAUUCGGGAUUUUCCGACCAGGACAUCAAGAAGCUGGUGCAGCCCUUCGGGAAGGUCAGCGACCUCAUCGUGCUGCGCUCCCGCAACGAGGCCUACCUGGAGAUGAACUACAAGGAGGCCGUGAUCGCCGCCGUCAAGUUCGGGGAGACGGCGCCGGUGCUGCUCAACGGGAAACGCGUCCGGAUCAGCGUGGCCGAGAGGGCCCAGGCAAAAAAACCGGUGAAAAAACGAGUCCUGAACCCCAAAAAAACUCCAACAACCACCAAGAAAGUUCCAAGCACCAACACCAAGAGCCCCAAAGUCCUGACAGGGAAAAAGGAAAAAGUGAAGAAAACGCUGGGAGAGAAGAAAGUGAAGAAAGCCCCAGAUGGGGAAGGAAAAGCAACGGGUGAAGAUUCCGGGACUCCGGCCGAGGCCGGGCUGGAAAUUCCGGGAUCGGAGCCCUCGGAUGCCAACAAUCCCCAUCCCAACAAUCCCCAUCCCAACAAUCCCCAUCCCAAAUCCUCCCCGGAGCAGGAUGGGCUGGAGGACCUCGGGACAACCCUGGAGGCAGGGCCAGAGCCUGCGGUGAGCGAGGAACCCGCGGAUCCAGGCGGGAAGGUCAGCGGGGUUCGGGAAUUUGGGGAUUUUGGGAUUGGGGGAAUUUUGGGGAUUUGGGAACUGUGAGGAUUGUGGGGAUUUGGGAGAAUGAGGGAAAUGUGGAGAUUGAGGGAAUUGUGGGGACUUGGGAAUUUUGAGAAUUGUGGGAACACUGGGAAUUUCCCUGCUUUCCCAAUGAUUCCCAGCAAUCCCAAUCUCCAGCCCCUUCGGCUCCAUCCCAUCCCACCCCACAAUUCCCACGGGAAACUCCCCAAUCCCAAACCCCAUAAAUUCCCUUUGGGAUGGGAAUGGUGAACUCUGGGAUUGGGAUCAGGAUUGAAAUUCCUUUUGAGAUGGGAAUGGGAGCUCUGGGAUUGGGAUUCCCUUUGGGAUGGGAAUGGCGAGCUGUGGGAUCGGGAUUGGGAUUGGGAUUCCCUUUGGGAUGGGAACAGCAAGUGCUCGGCUCUGAGAUUGGGAUUGGAAUUCCUUUUG